AUGCUGAUGUUGCUCGGUUUACACGUUGCUGCAAUUGCUAUCGGAUUUGGAAUAUUUUUCAAAAAAUUCGGAAAAUUGACAAGAAAACAAUGGAAGGAUACAUUCAAUGCUCAAACUCUUGUGAUUCAACCAAGAAAGGUGAGUUCUAAUAUUUUUUUGAAGCUUCAAAUUAAAUUUUAAGAUUAUUUCAAAUAGACUUUAUAAAACUAUAGUUUCCCUCGAGAUUCACUAAUUAUUUACAUUUUUCAAGUAUUUUCAUUAGUCUCAUAAAAAUUGAUUUGAAUUCAUAUUGCACUCACUACAAUUUUUCGAAUAUAAAUUUUCUAGAAAAAAACAUUUUCCAAGUAUUUUUUCUUAUUAUUAUUCAAAAAAAAAAUACAUGAAAGUUUCCCAUAGUUAAUUUUUUCCUAUAUUUAUUUCUGCAUCGAAAAAUUUUCAGUUCCAGAUUUUUAGGAGUCUAAUUUUCAGCAAUAAACCGCUCCUACCAAAACAUGUUCUUUCGUGUUUUGUUUUUUGUUCUGAUAAAACAAAGAAUCCCAAAAAAUUUAGUUUAAACUGGACAAAAAGAAGAAGAUAUCUAUUUAUUAUAUCCCAAUUUUCAUUUAUGUAACACAUUUAUUUUUUAUUUGAAACAUUUAAAAAACCACAGAAUGGAAUGGUAUUUUCAACCAGCCCAAAGAAUUUUAAGUGUAGGCAAACAAUAAAUAUUUUAGUUUUUUUAAUGUUAUUGUUUUCUAUUGUUGUUUUUUCCAGAAUAUGUAUUUUUUUAGGUGAAUAUGGAUUUAUUAACGUUUAUCGCGUGGAUUAUUAUAUUUGUCGUUUUCUGGAUUUUCACACUUCUCGCUAUCAAGUUUUUGGUAAGAAAUUUUUUGGGCAGUUUUUGAUAUGGAAAAAAUAUUUUUCAAAAAUACUGUGACGUGGCAACUUUGAGUAUUUUUUGUUGUUGUUGUUGGAAUUUCAAUUUGUAUUUAGAGCCGGACUAAAUUUGAAAUCUAGGUGAAUUUUGUAUUUUUUGUCAAAGUUUGACCCUUGGAAGAGAACUUACCUGGCCUAGAAAACCAAAAAUUCCUCGUCAAUGCGAAAUAUCACAGAAUUCAACGAGGUCUAUUGUAUUUUGAUGUUCUCUUCCACGGCUAGAAUAUUUUCCGAUCUAGCAAGUAGCAUGUUCCAUUUUUUCAAAAUGAUUUUUAUUUGGGACGUGGCAGUUUUUAAUAAAAUCAAUAAUCAUACGUGAACUUUUAAAAUAAUUUCAUUUUUCAUUCUAUUUUAAAUGGGUCUUCAGAAAACAUCCAAUUUAAUUUUCAUUCUCCAAAAAUACCCAUUUUUCAAAAUCUUGAUCUAUGUAAGUUUCAUCUAGAUACCGUACUCCGCUAUUAUUUUGUUAAAUUGCUCUAGACUUUUUCUCACAACAUCAUGAAAAAUAAUAAUUGUUUCCAAGAAUUUUGGAACUUGUUUUUUUGUGUGAGAAAUUCAGCCAGAUUCAAUGAAACAAUUAUCAAUAUUUUCAGACUUUCCGUAUUAUUCUUGCUAUAAUCUUUGCUCUUCCGAUUCUCUUCACAAUUCUAUUCUUCGCUUUCCGGAUACCUGUUCUAACAAAUGAUUCAAAUAAAAUCGCAUUUUUUGAAAAUUGGAAAGUUGGCGGGCAUCGUGGAUCUUCUCACGAUGGAAUUCCCGAAAAUAGUUUGGAAGCAUUUUUGGCUGUUAAAAAUGAGGGUGGACAAUUGGCGGAGAUGGAUAUUCAAAUUACUUCCGAUGGUGUUGCUGUUAUUUGUCAUGAUAGUAAUGUUGGUAAGCAUCAUAUUUUCAAUUUUCAAGUUUUCGAAUUCAAAAAUAAUUUUUCCAGAACGUGUCACUGGAAUUGAUCAAGAUAUUUCAUCAAUGACCGAAGCAGAAUUCAAAAAUCUUACAUUUAUCGGAACAAAUAUAUCUCUCCCAACAUUUGCAGAAGCUGUCGCAUUUUGUGUGAAAAAUGAUUUAAUGAUGAUUUGGGAUGUGAAAAAUGUUGAUGAAAAUCUUCUCAAACAAUUUGUUAUUCAAAUUCGAACUCAUAAUCUAUAUUCCAAAGUUAUUAUUGCUGGUUUCAAUCCAAUUGAUACAUAUAUGGUGAAAUUAGCCGAUUCCAAAAUAUUGACUGGUUUUACAUGGAGAAGUUGGGAAUUGAGUACAACGGAUGAGGAAGCUACAAAACAAAGAUUCAGCGGAGUUUUGAAUGCGAUUGCAAAUGUUUUGGAUAUCAUAGCAUAUUGUUUAGCGAGAUCUCUAGUUUUACCAAAGUUUUUGGGAUCUGAUAUGAUUUUUUAUCAUGUUAAUGAUGCAAGCAAGUAAGUUACCAUUUUCAGAAAAUAUAGAAUUCAAAUCAAUUAUUUUCAGAUAUUUGGCCAAAUCUGCGACUGACAAUAAUAUGUAUUUGGCUGGAUGGACAAGUAAUAAUAAAACUGAAAUGCGAUGGUUGAGAGAUUAUUUGAAAAUCCCAUUUUUGACUGAUAAUGUGAGUAUGGUCCCGAAAAACUAG
Caenorhabditis angaria is the source of this 2512-nucleotide messenger RNA. NCBI's taxonomy places the organism in Eukaryota, Metazoa, Nematoda, Chromadorea, Rhabditida, Rhabditidae. The record is from the annotation of a GenBank genome assembly.